Triticum urartu is the source of this 3565-nucleotide messenger RNA. RefSeq names its product disease resistance protein RGA5-like. The record is from RefSeq and is a predicted model, not a curated record. Gene Ontology annotation, molecular function: ADP binding. NCBI's taxonomy places the organism in Eukaryota, Viridiplantae, Streptophyta, Magnoliopsida, Poales, Poaceae. Gene Ontology annotation, biological process: defense response to other organism.
UGCCAAUAGCUGCACGCGAUCCAAUCCUCCGUCGCCGCCGGAGAUGAAGCCUUUCGUCCGCGGACGCUCUUCCCGCUGGCCUUUCCUCGAUGGCGUGGGAUCCCGUCCACAGCGACGGCUUAAUCAUUCAAUCAUUCGCAAGUUCAGAAAGAGAGCCCCCAUCAAUCACUGAGCAUCUACAGUUCCGCAAUUGCUCGGAAACUCCCUCGGCUCUACAGCGAUGGGCCAAUCCCAAGCCCAUGGCAGUCCACUACAUCCAUCCACAGAUCCCACCCCACCCCAUUAGCUAGGUUUCCACUCUCCAGUCUCCACUCCAUGGCGGCGGCGGCUCUCCUUCCCCUGCAGGCUCGCGGAUCUCAUUGACGCGCCCGGUCACCCUCGCCAAACCGAGGCUGCGCUGCGCUCGCGGUGCGGCGGCGUUACACGGCAAUUCGGCUGGACAUUGUCAUUCCGGCGGCCCAAGCUUCUCCGCAAAGACUGAGCGUGGUGAACCCGACAGGGCGGGAGGUGAGGGAGGAGACCUAUGGCGCCUGUGGUGACCCCCGCACUGGGCGCGCUGGGUCCUCUGCUUGGGAAGCUCGCCGAGUUGCUCGCCAAUGAGUGCGGCCGCCUCAGAAGGGUCCGCCGCGAGAUCCGAUCGCUCCGGACAGAGUUUACCAGCAUGCAUGGUGCGCUAAUGAAGUACACCAAGCUAGAGAAUGAGAAUCCUGAUGACCAGGUGAAGAUAUGGGUAUCGCUGGUCAGGGAGUUGGCCUAUGAUACCGAGGAUCUUUUUGACAAGUUCAUUCGCCACCUCGGCAACGGUGAGAGUCAUGAUGGUGGCUUCAAGGAGUACUUCCGCAAGACUGCUAGGCGUCUAAAGACGCUUGGAGCUUGGCGUGGGAUCGCCAGCCGAAUUGACGAUCUGAAGCUACGUAUCAAGGAAGUGAAAGAGCUCAAGACCAGCUACAAGCUGGAUGAUGUUGCUUCUAGCACCCCGGUCCAUGCAACCGUGGAUCCCCGGUUGGCUGCUCUUUUCGCCGAGGAGGCACACCUUGUUGGCAUUGAUAGUCCAAGGGACGAGCUUGCCAAGUGGAUGCUGGAAGAAGAAAACAAGCUUCAUCGCAGGGUGUUGUCGAUUGUUGGGUUUGGUGGAUUGGGAAAGACAACACUGGCGAAUGAAGUCUACCGCAAGAUUCAUGGGCGUUUUGAUUGUCAUGCUUUUGUGUCGAUCUCUCAAAAGCCAGAUAGAAAGAAAAUCAUCAAGGAUUUAAUCUCACAGGUGUCUUGCAAUGCUGAAUUCACAAAAGAUAUGGAUACUUGGGAUGAACAGAAAUCCAUCUCAAAGCUAAGAGAACUAUUACAAGAUAAAAGGUAUCUUGUCAUCAUUGAUGAUAUAUGGUCUGCAUUAGCAUGGAAAGCAAUCAACUGUGCUUUUCCAGAGAAUGAUUCUUCAAGCAGAAUUAUAACUACAACACGCAUAUUAGAAGUAGCAAGAUCUUGUUAUCCAGAUCGUGCUGACCGGAUCUAUGAAAUGACACCUCUAAGCGACAUCCACUCUGAAAGACAAUUUUUUAACAGAAUCUUUGGUCCAGAUGACCGCUGCCCUGAUAUGCUUAUUGAAGUUUCAAAUACUAUCUUGAAAAAGUGUGGAAGCCUACCAUUGGCUAUUAUCAGUAUAACUGGUUUAUUAGCUAACAGACCACGUGUCAAAGAAGAGUGGGAGAAGGUAAAAAGAUCAAUUGGUUCUGACUUGGACGGAAACCAGAGUCUAGAGGGAAUGAAAAACAUACUAUCCAUGAGCUAUAAUGAUCUUCCACCAAACCUCAAGACUGUCUUGUUGCACUUAAGUAAUUUCCCUGAGGAUUAUGUGAUUGACAGAGAAAGGUUGGUGAGGCAAUGGAUUGCGGAAGGCUUUAUUUCUGAAGAGCGUGGGAGGAGCUUUCAAGAGGUUGCAGAAAGUUAUUUUUACGAGCUUAUCAAUAAAAGCCUGGUCCAACCAGUGGACAUUGGUUAUGAUGGGAUGGUUCGUGCCUGUCGAGUUCAUGACAUGAUGCUUGAACUUAUCAUUUCAAAAUCCAUUGAAGAAAAUUUCAUCACUGUGGUGAAUGGCAGUCAGACUGUUUGGGAAAAUUCUCAGUGUUCUAUUCGACGAUUGUCGAUUCAGGACAUUGACCAGGAGCUUGCAUCUGUAUUGGCAAAGAAAGAACUAAGCCAUGUCCGAUCUCUUAUAAUAACAGCAUCAAGAUGCAUCAAGCACUUGCCCAGUCUUGCUAAGUUUGAAACUUUACGUGUACUAGAUUUUGAAGGUUGUCGGGGCCUGACGGAGUAUGAUAUGGAUGGUAUAGAAAACCUGUUCCAGCUAAAGUACCUAAGCUUUUGCGGAACAAACAUAUCGGAACUACCAUCUGGAAUUAUGAUGCUACAUGAUCUAGAGAUGCUAGAUUUAAGGGGUACAGCAAUCAAAGACUUGCCGGCGAGAAUUGUUCAGCUCACUAAACUACAACAUCUACUCCCUGGCAAUCAUUUAUGGAAGAUACCAAUCGGGAUUGGGAAUAUGACAAACUUAAGGGAGAUCUCAGGCUUUGAUAUUACCACGAGUUCAGUAGGUGCAGUGAAGGAGCUAGGGAGCCUGAUCAAUUUGAAGGUACUCCAUGUAUGUUUCACGGAGAAAGGUGAAGAAUCUCAUGAGUACAAGAGUCAUCUAGAGAUGUUUCAUUCCUCACUAUGCAAGCUUGGAAGCCACAAACUCCAGUCCGUGUAUAUAAAUGGUGGUGAUUCAUCUCCAUUCGAGUUAUUAGAUUCCUGGUCUCCUCUUCCAUCUUGCCUCCAAACAUUUGUGAUGGGCACCACCGAGUACUGUUUAUCAAAACUGCCAAAGUGGAUUACUCCAGCACUCACCAGUCUUGCAUACCUGAACAUUAAUUUAGGUGUAAUAACAGAGGAGGCUCUUGGCAUACUUGGAGAGCUGCCUGCACUACUUUCUCUGAAACUUUAUACCAACACGGUCCAUAAAGACAGGCUUGUUUUGCAAGGCAGAGGAUUCCGAUGUUUGAAGGAGUUCGUUUAUGAACCUUUUGAUGAAGGUGCAGGGAUCCUUCUGUUUGAGGAAGGGGCACUGCCAAAGCUCGAGGAGUUUAUGGUGCAGUUCUUUGUGUCAAUGGCAAAGGCAUAUGGGUUCUACUUAGGUAUUGAGCCCCUGCCGUAUCUGAAAGAUGUACACGUUAUUCUUCAGAACCGGGAUGCCACGUCUUCUGAAGCUGUGGCUGCAGAAGUUGCCAUAAGGAAGGAAGCAAAUCUCCAUCCCAACCAUCCCAGGUUAACUCUCUUGGAGAUGGAAGAAUGAAAGGAGGGAUGGUGCUUGAAGCUAUCAUUCUCGUUGCCUGAAGCUCAGAUAAAAGUGGUCUCUAUAGUUGCUAUAUGAUUUAUGAUAUUCAUUUUUGCUUGACGUGUGAAAUGGAAACAGACUGUUUCAAUUUGUUUACUGCUGUUAAGAGUUACUCCCAUCUGCAUUACAUUAAGAAGAUCUCCAUCUGUGUGGAACUUGAUUGUAACUUAAAUAUUCAGACAAAAAUUGGUUCACUCA